AUGGCCGAGCCACUCACUGCAGCCGUUCUCAUCGUGUCCACCACUGCGGCACUGGACCCGUCAACAGACGCCGCCGGCGCGGUUCUCCGAGAGGUGUUCAAUGUUGAUGGCGCAGGGAAAUGGGCUGUAGCGGAUGAAAAGAUUGUCUCUGACAAUGUCAUUGAUAUACAAAAGCAGAUUAUGCAGUGGACAGAUGGAAUCGACGCACCAAACUUUAUCAUCACAACGGGAGGCACUGGAUUCGCCGUGUCUGAUGCUACCCCGGAGGCAGUCACCGCUUUACUUCACAAGCAAGCUCCCGGUCUAGUUCAUGCCAUGUUGUCCACAUCACUGGCUGUCACUCCCUUUGCCAUGAUGUCUCGCCCUGUUGCGGGUGUGAGAAACAAGACUGUCAUCGCCACGUUGCCGGGAUCUCCGAAAGGUGCCAAGGAGAACCUCCAGGCAAUUAUCAAAACUUUGCCGCAUGCCUGUCUGCAAGCUGCUGGUGCCAACUCAAGACAAUUGCAUUCUGGUGGUACAAGAAAGCUGGAGGAGGAAGCUGGAAUCGCUGGCCAUUCACAUUCUCAUCCACACAGUCAUUCGCACACCCAUGAACAUGAACAUCACGGACACGACCACAGCCACAACCACAGCCAUGGACAUGGACAUGGAAGCCUAGUUCGCCAUACGAAGCCGGGUUCUGAUCCUCUUUCCAAUGACCCAACUCUCGGGCCAACACGUCGCCACCGGGAAUCACCAUAUCCCAUGGUAUCUGUCGAUGAUGCUCUUGCCAUGAUAGAUGAAUUCACGCCGCAACCAGAAGUUGUACACACCAAAGUUGAUCAGUACAUCAUCGGAUCAGUGCUGGCCGAAGAGGUCCAGGCACGCGAAAAUGUUCCCGCUUUCAGAGCCAGCAUCGUUGACGGAUACGCCGUUGUAGCACCAAAAGACGGCAACUUAAAGGGCGUCUUCCCCGUCGUUGGUGUUUCGCAUGCGGCGCCGGGAGAGAUUGCCGCCCUCCAGGAGGGCCAGAUUGCGAGAAUCACAACCGGAGCACCGCUGCCCCCCGGGGCGACUUCCGUCAUCAUGGUCGAAGACACCGUUCUCAAGACCAUGACGGACGAUGGAAAGGAAGAGAAGGAGGUGGAAAUCCAAGCCGAAGGUGUUAGGGAAGGUGAGAAUGUUCGCGAGGUGGGAAGCGACGUCAAGCAAGGCACUACAAUCCUGAGCAAGGGAGAGCAAAUCUCCGGCGUCGGUGGUGAAAUCGGUCUCCUGGCGUCUGUCGGAGUGGCUGAAGCCGCCGUUUACAAACGGCCAGUCAUCGGUAUUUUAUCCACAGGCGACGAGAUUAUCGAGUACAAUCGCCCCGGCGCGCUGAAACUUGGCGAGGUGCGCGACACAAACCGUAUCACACUGAUUUCUGCUGCAAAGGAGUGGGGAUACGAAGUCGUUGAUCUGGGCAUUGCACAAGACCAGUCCAACUCCCUGGAAGAGACUCUGCGCUCCGGCCUGCGACAGGCCGACGUGCUAAUCACCACGGGCGGCGUAUCCAUGGGCGAGCUCGAUCUCCUGAAGCCGACUAUCGAGCGCUCUUUGGGGGGGACGAUUCAUUUCGGCCGCGUUGCGAUGAAGCCCGGCAAGCCAACGACAUUUGCGACCGUCCCAGUCAAGGACAAUGCUGGCCAGCGCGUGUCCAAGGUCAUCUUUUCGCUCCCUGGCAACCCCGCCUCGGCGCUGGUCACCUUUCACCUCUUUGUCCUGCCGUCGCUGCACAAGCAGUCUGGCAUCUACCCAGUUGGUCUUCCAAGAGUGCCCGUCAUCUUGGGACAUGACUUUUAUAUGGAUCCCCGUCCCGAGUACCACCGCGCCGUGUUGACCGUCGGACCUGAUGGCCAGCUAACAGCAAACAGCACUGGUGGACAGAGAAGCUCGCGGGUUGGCAGCCUGCGCUCCGCGAAUGCAUUGAUAUGCAUGCCAAGCGGCAAAGGAAAGAUGGAAAAGGGCUCCAAGGCUCAUGCCCUCUUGAUGAAUGCAGUCAGGAGUUCAUAG
Molecule: messenger RNA, 2028 nt
Organism: Beauveria bassiana ARSEF 2860
Lineage: Eukaryota; Fungi; Ascomycota; Sordariomycetes; Hypocreales; Cordycipitaceae
Product: molybdenum cofactor synthesis domain-containing protein
Exons: 3
Coding region: 1-2028 (675 amino acids)
Biological process (GO): molybdenum incorporation into molybdenum-molybdopterin complex; Mo-molybdopterin cofactor biosynthetic process
Cellular component (GO): cytosol; cytoplasm
Molecular function (GO): molybdopterin molybdotransferase activity
Source: RefSeq, a predicted model, not a curated record